Molecule: messenger RNA, 2172 nt
Organism: Pyricularia grisea
Lineage: Eukaryota; Fungi; Ascomycota; Sordariomycetes; Magnaporthales; Pyriculariaceae
Exons: 4
Coding region: 1-2172 (723 amino acids)
Source: RefSeq, a predicted model, not a curated record
AUGAACUCCGCAGCCAGAUUGGGGAACGCCGGGACCAUCUACCGUACGUCGUUGGAUGGACAUAGACAAGACGAACGCCGCCAGACUGUAGAAGCAGGGAAACGUUUGCGAACCAGAGGCUUUGAGCUUUUGGGAACAUCAAAGAGAAACAUCACGAUGGAUACUAUGCAUCUUGCACCAAGCUUUGCUGCCGACGUUGGUAGCAAGGUCGCGGGUUCAUCCGCAAAGGAGCAGGUCGCCAAAGAUAGCUCGUCAGAGGCAAGGUUUUCUGAGCAUUCGCAUCAACCCCAGAAUCCCCGCUCCUCAUGUCCACGACCACACAAGCUGGUGCUAUGCUUCGAUGGCACUGGAAACAAGUUUCGAGGGGACGAAAGCGAUAGCAACAUUCUCAAGAUAUUUAGGAUGCUUGACCGCACGGCUAGAGAUCAAUACCAUUACUACCAGCCGGGUAUCGGGACUUAUGUCGUCUCCAACAACCUUUCGCAUGGCUCACUUAGGGCACGCUUCAAGGCCAACAUGCAAAAGGCAAAAGACAGCGCCAUCGGGUCAUCGUUUGACCAGCACGUCGUUGGCGGAUACCGCUUCCUGAUGAGGUUCUACUCGCCCGGUGAUGAGAUUUACAUCUUCGGCUUCUCGCGUGGUGCCUACAUCGCCCGGUUCCUUGCCGAGAUGCUCGACUACGUCGGACUACUUUCGCACGGAAAUGAGGAGAUGGUGGCGUUUGCUUGGCGAGCUUUUGCCCAGUGGCAAUGCCGUCGGGGUGCGGGUGGAGACGCCGAACAUGGCGAGGCAGAGCCUUUUACGGAGCAAAAGGCUGAGAUCGACGCCGAGCCGGACGAGAAGAAAAAGGCAAAGCUCAGAAAGAAUAUGCGCAAUGUCCGGGAAGCCAUGGACAAGGACCGCGCCAAGGUGGACGAGCUUUACACCUUCCUCAAGGGAUUCCGCGAAACCUUCUCCCGGCCCGUGCGCCGCAUCCGCUUCCUAGGUCUGUUCGACACGGUCAACAGCGUCCCACGCUUUGAGACGGCUUGGAUGGAGCGUCACGGCUCCAAGUUUCCCUACACGGCUCGGACUUCAGCCAAGGUUAUUCGACAUGCUGUUAGUAUCGACGAAAGGAGAGCCAAGUUCCGUCAAGACUUGAUCUACCAAAGUAGGAGUGAGGACAAUGGCGACAAGAAGGAGAACCGGCUCGAACAGAAACUGCACCACAUGCGAGACAAGUACCGUUGCCACCACAACAAGCUUCGCAAUGUUCCAGACCCCAGGAGCAGCUUGGAUGGCGAGGCGGACCCACCACGUGGUCGCCGUGUAUCAAAGCAGCUGGAUGAUGAAGACAAGAACGAACAGGAGCGUCACUUGUCGCCAGGUCUUUCUAUGGAACAGCCCGAACGAUACCGAAUCCGAAGUCGGAGUCGCUCGCGGUCUCUAGCGCCUUCCAUGCGGCACGCCGACUUCACCGACAUACCCGACGCAUCCGACGUCGAAGACGGCUUCGACUCCGAAGACGAAACGGACCAGGACAUCGAUGAGGUGUGGUUUUCAGGCGGUCACGGCGACGUCGGCGGCGGGUGGAGCGUAAAGCCUGGCGAGGGCAAUGCCAGCCACGUCCCACUGGCAUGGAUGGUGCGCGAGGCGAUGCGGGCCGGCCUGACCUUUGACAUGGAAAAGGUUGUGUCGAUGGGUUGCGCAGGCCCCAACUGCCAGCGCCCACCACAACGUGUACCCAACAUCCGGGUCAACAGCAUUCCCCAGUCGAGUAUCACACUGACCGACACAGAAACGGCGGUCGGGUAUGGCGAGCAUCACACGGCGCCGAUCCACGACUCGCUUGCUUUCAAUGGUGGCCUCACGCACAUGGCCACGCUGUCGUGGCGCUUGAUGGAGUGGCUUCCCUUUCGCCGCAUGGAUCUACAGCCUGAUGGCAGUUGGCAGCCAAUCCGAUGGCCUCUGCCACGUGGCGAGACCCGAGACAUGCCUGCAGACGCGAGGAUCCACGGAAGUGUCAUCAAGAGAAUGCAGGCCGAUGAAAACUAUCGUCCGGGUAAUCUCAUCGUGGGUGGGGGCGGAAGAGGUCUUCGAAGAGCACCCAAAGAAUAUGGUAUGGGUGAGUGGGUAUGUGUUGGUGACGAGGGCGAUGAGAUUGGUGAGGUUUGGGUAAAGAAGUUGACCUGA